AUGAAAGUCAAGGUCAUCAAUCGCAGCGAGGAGCAGUUCACGAGGGCGCGCAGUCAGGAUGUGCGCAAGGUCCACAAGAACCUGGACCCCUCCCUGCACCCCAUGGAGCAGGCGCACGAGUACGUCCGCGCGGUGAACGCCGCCAAGCUCGACCGCGUCUUCGCGAAGCCCUUCAUCGCCGCGCUCCCGCACGACGACGGCGUCACGUCACUCGCCAAGAACCCAAAGCGCCUCAACUCCAUCCUCUCGGGCUCCGCGGACGGCCAGGUCCGUCUCUGGGACGUCGCGAACCGCCGCUGCCUCCGAAUCCUCAAGGGCCACUCCGCGGCCGUGCGGGGCAUCGCGGUGACGCAGGACGGCCACAGCGUGGUGUCGUGUAGCGACGACAGCACGGCGCGGCUGUGGAAGGUCCCCGCCGCGGCGUUCGACCCGGGCCCCGUCGUGGAGGAGGUUCCCGCGGUGAUGGAGUUCCAGGGCAAGGGCGCCUUCCGCAGCAUCGACCAUCAUUGGCAGAAGGACAGCUUCGUAACGGCGGGUUCUGCCGUCGAGGUGUGGGACCACGCGCGGUCGGAGCCGCUCCGGACGAUCCAGUGGGGCGCGGACUCGGUGACGGCGGUGCGGUUCAACCCCGCGGAGCCGGACCUCCUCGCGUCGUGCGGCGCGGACCGCUCGGUGGCGCUGUACGACCUGCGCACGGGCACUGCGGUGCGGAAGCUCAUCAUGCAGACGCGGAGCAACGCGCUGGCGUGGAACCCCGUCGAGGCUUUCAACUUCACGGUCGCGAACGAGGACUGCUGCCUGUAUUCGUACGACAUGCGGAAGCUGUCGUCCGCGAAAUGCGUGCACAAGGACUUCGUUUCUGCGGUGAUGGACGUGGACUUCAGCCCGACCGGGCGGGAGUUCGUCGCGGGCGGGUACGACCGGUCGGUGCGGAUCUUCCCGUACAACGCGGGGCACAGCCGGGAGGUGUACCACACGCGCCGCAUGCAGCGUGUGUUUGCGGUGCGGUUUUCGAUGGACGGCGCGUACGUGUUCACGGGGUCGGACGACAUGAACCUGCGGAUCUGGAAGGCCGAGGCGUCGGAGCAGCUCGGGACGCUCCUGCCGCGCGAGAAGCACCGCCACGCGUAUAACAAGAGCUUGAUUGAGAAACACAAGCACUUGCCCGAGGUGAAGAGGGUGGUGCGGCACCGGCACCUGCCCGCGGGGAUCUACAAGACGGCGCGGACGCGGAGGGAGAUGGAGGAGGCGGAGCGCCGGCGGACGGCGCGCGUGGUCGCGCACAGCGCGCCUGGGAGCGUGAAGUUCAAGGCCACUCGGAAAAAGAAGAUUGUGCAGGAACUCGAGUGA
Molecule: messenger RNA, 1350 nt
Organism: Pedinophyceae sp. YPF-701
Lineage: Eukaryota; Viridiplantae; Chlorophyta; Pedinophyceae
Source: the annotation of a GenBank genome assembly